CUGGGAAAGCGCGACGUUUAAAUUUGCUUCCGGUUUCUUUCUGCCGCUAUCGAAACGCCAGACAUGGAGCGAAAUCAACACAGUGUGAGGACUCCACUCAACAGUGUAGUUGAGAGGAGGAGUAAAAGCAAAAGCUACAGGUUGUCGUACCGCAGCGGCCUAGGGGCAGCUUCACGUCCCUGCUUCACUCCAGGAUUGACAGCACGGCGGCUCGACACCAGCAGAAAGGCUCCAAAGUCUCGCGAUAUCACUGAAAAGAUGACGAAGGAGCAGCUGACCUUACUGGUGCAGACGGAGUGGCAGCUGUCGUACGUUACUCCUCUGUACCGGUUCAGGCACACACAGCUAAAGAGCUACUCCAGGCAGCUGUCUGCGUUUAUUGCUGCAGAGAAGCAGCAAGGUUUGGCGGUGGAUGUGGAGGGAACAGAUAACACCUUCAGAGUCUCUUUCUCUUUGGUGCAGGGGAUGACAGAGUCAGUUGAUGAUGCUGAGACCGUCCUCAUACAGAUCCACAGGAAGUCUUUGUUUGCCAGCCAGAAUGAACCAUUGAAGCCAGUCUGGAGCGGCUGGCUUACCUGCAUCAACGUGAACCCCGGGUACCUGCAGUCACUCACUAAGGACUUCAUCUGCCUGCCGCUGUUCUGCAGCAGUGGGGCCGGGGCUCUCACUACAUUAGUUCAAUCCUGGUUCCAGCAAUCCUUCGACUGCUGCUUCGGCCCUCUGGAAAUCAGCCACAUGAGCCUCCAAUGGCUGAUUGCAUUAUGGAUUAACUGCAACCCUGAGUCCAGCAUCCGGCAGCUCAAAAUGAUCUGGACUCUUCCGGUAGAGCCACCGCUGAAGGUCACAUACACAGUGAACUCUGAAGACGCCUGGGAGCUGUGGAGAACUGUGAGGAAGGAGGAUAGAGCGGGGGAGGAGGAGGAGGACAGUAUUGACAUUGAGGAGGUGACGAGCUUCAUGCAGGGCCUGAAGGGACACUUCUUCAGACACUUCAGGCUGGAUCUGUCCGCGGGCUGCCUGAACGAGGUCUCCACAGCUCUGGGAUCAGCCAAGCACACCGGCAUGAUCAAGAUCUCCAACAGCAAAUACCUGAUCACCACGCUGACGCUGCUGACCGAGUGCGCCAUCCUCAAAAUGCCCAUCUGAGGGACACAGUAAAGACUGUUACCCGUGUUGUUUACUGUGCUGCAAAAAUGUAGGUUCUUUUUGUUGUAAAUACCUAACCUUAUUAUAUUCUUUUCCCAUUUCUUUAUAUAUGUUUGUCAUUUAUAGUUGUAAAUAAAAGUGAAAAGCAUGUUU
Messenger RNA from Eleginops maclovinus (Patagonian blennie), 1299 nucleotides. RefSeq names its product centromere protein L (gene cenpl). Bases 64 to 1146 code for a protein of 360 amino acids. Lineage: Eukaryota; Metazoa; Chordata; Actinopteri; Perciformes; Eleginopidae. The record is from RefSeq and is a predicted model, not a curated record. The transcript is spliced from 5 exons.